AUGUACAAUGAAGCAGAGCAUCCACUGAUAGAGUCAACGCUGCCACAAGAACAAGGAUCAAACAUUGACGACUCUCUUCUCCACCGAACAUGUUUGGAAUCGAAGAAGCUCUGGCACAUUGCUGGCCCCUCUAUCUUCAGCCGUCUCGCAAUGUUCUCCAUCACCGUCGUUACUCAGUCGUUCGCUGGCCAUCUCGGCGACCUCAAUCUCGCUGCCAUUUCCAUUGCCUGCACCGUCCUCAUCUCCAUCACUUUCGGUUUCUUGCUUGGGAUGGCGAGUGCGCUUGAGACCCUUUGUGGCCAAGCUUACGGUGCGAGACAGUACCACAUGUUGGGCGUUUAUUUACAACGUUCUUGGGUUGUUCUGUUCCUGUCUUCGAUUUUGUUAUUGCCCAUGUUUGUGUUUGCCACGCCAAUGUUGAAGUUCAUUGGACAGCCCCCGGAAGUGGCGGAGCAAGCGGGUUUGGUGGCGAUUUGGUUGAUCCCGUUUCACUUGAGCUUCCCAUUUCAAUUCACCUUGCAGAGGUUCUUGCAGUGUCAGCUAAAGACCAACGUUGUAGCCUUGGUUUCAGGGGUAGCUCUUGUAAUCCAUGUUUUACUGAGUUGGAUUUUUGUUUAUAAGAUGAAAGUGGGGAUUGUUGGCACUGCUUUAUCUAUUGAUUUCUCAUGGUGGGUGUCUGUUAUGGGAAUGCUUGGGUAUACCCUCUUUGGCGGGUGUCCACAGUCAUGGACUGGUUUUUCUGCUGAAGCUUUUGUUGGGUUAUGGGAAUUCUUCAAACUCUCUUUGGCUUCUGGGGUUAUGCUUGCGUUAGAGAAUUUCUAUUACAGAUUGCUGCUUAUAGUGUCUGGGUAUAUGCACAAUUCUGAGAUUGCGAUCGAUGCUCUUUCUGUUUGUGUAACUAUUUAUGGUUGGGAAUCCAUGAUACCGCUUGGAUUUUUGGCUGCAACCGGGGUGCGUACAUCAAACGAGCUUGGAGCGGGCAAUGCAAAAGAAGCAAAAUUUGCAACGGUGGUUUCAGUGGUAAAUACUGUAAUAGUGGGAUUUAUAUUUUGGUUGAUAAUUGUGGCCUUUAAUGAGAAGCUUGCUAUGAUCUUUACAUCGAGCUCGUCUGUUAUCCAAAUGGUCAAUGAACUCGCACUCCUGUUAGCUUUUACCAUUCUUCUUAAUUGCAUUCAACCAGUUCUUUCAGGGGUAGCAGUUGGAUCUGGUCGGCAAGCAGUAGUGGCUUAUAUAAACAUUGGUAGUUACUAUGUGGUAGGAUUGCCUCUUGGGGUUCUUCUAGGCUGGUUGCUACCUUCGCCUAUUGUUGGUAUGUGGAUUGGAAUGAUGAGUGGAACGGUGGUUCAAACAUUGAUCUUGACUAUUAUUACGAUGAGAUAUGAUUGGGAAAAGGAGGUACGGAAAGCCCAGAUUUUUAUUAAGGAGGAGACAACCUCCAACCAGUAACACAGGUGAAAUUCAUAUUGCACUAACUCUUAAGAUAUUACUUUGCUAUUUAAGAUAAUUUUAUUCUUUGCCUCUUAAAAGACCACCUCAAUUACUGAUUUAUGAUGCUUUACUAAGAAAUUUUUAGAUCUCUCGAAGCAUGUAUUUUUUAUAUGGCUGAACCUCG
This is a messenger RNA of Gastrolobium bilobum, 1612 nucleotides long. RefSeq names its product protein DETOXIFICATION 27-like. Gene Ontology annotation, cellular component: membrane. The record is from RefSeq and is a predicted model, not a curated record. The transcript has 8 exons. Gene Ontology annotation, molecular function: antiporter activity; xenobiotic transmembrane transporter activity. Bases 1 to 1446 code for a protein of 481 amino acids. Gene Ontology annotation, biological process: xenobiotic detoxification by transmembrane export across the plasma membrane. NCBI's taxonomy places the organism in Eukaryota, Viridiplantae, Streptophyta, Magnoliopsida, Fabales, Fabaceae.